GAGUUAGUUGAUGAACAACAAAGGGACAAAUUAAACAUAGGGUUGCAAAUAUAAACCCUCAAACUAUAUUUCGUCUUUCUCCUCUUCUCUGAAAAACCCUUAAACCCCGACCUCAAUUUUCCUUUUCUUUUCCUAUGAAUUCAUCUUGAUAGUUUAAUCUCCACUUCAUAUUUGUAGUGCAGUCUGGUUACUUCUUCAGCCAUGUUUUUGUCUAGAACGCUUGGACGAACACUCUUUGCUGCUGCUGCUAGAUCAAAACGUUAUGCCACUACAGCUCCUGCUGGUGGCAGAGAAGUACGCAAUCCCCUUCAGGAGUUCUUUGAGGCAGACAGGAGCCCAGAUGAUGACAAACCUGUUGUUUAUGGUCGGGGUUGGAAGGCUUCUGAACUGCGCCUGAAAUCUUGGGACGACCUUCAUAAGUUGUGGUAUGUGCUGUUAAAGGAGAAGAACAUGUUGAUGACUCAGCGUCAAAUGCUUAAUGCACAGAACUUCCGUUUUCCUAACCCAGAGCGCAUACCUAAGGUGAGGAAGUCAAUGUGUCGUAUCAAGCAAGUACUUACCGAGAGAGCGAUUGAAGAACCAGAUCCCAGGCGGUCUGCUGAGAUGAAGAAAAUGAUAAAUGCUCUUUAAUAACUUGAAAUGGACCUAUUCCUGUGAUGACAUUACUCGGUAUGUUGUUACAAUAGGACAUCUACAUUUGAAGAUAUAAGUUUGCUAACUUGAAGCAAUGUCCAAAAAUAUUAUUUUGAAGGAGUUUACCUUUUAAUGUUUGCUUUGUUCUGUAUUAGUCAGUCUGGAGGGAAUCUAAUGAAGCAUUCAUUAACUGGAUAAGGUGUUAAGUGAGUUACAGCAUAAUAUUUUGCUGCCUAAUUUCUAUUUUCCUACUUUUAGAUGUCUCAAACAAACAAGUGCUAGCAUAUUGUCCUAUUAGAGGUUGUGUAAAAAGCUAUUGAGGAA
Molecule: messenger RNA, 957 nt
Organism: Vigna umbellata (rice bean)
Lineage: Eukaryota; Viridiplantae; Streptophyta; Magnoliopsida; Fabales; Fabaceae
Product: ribosomal protein L29 family protein
Biological process (GO): mitochondrial translation
Cellular component (GO): mitochondrial large ribosomal subunit; mitochondrial ribosome
Molecular function (GO): structural constituent of ribosome
Source: RefSeq, a predicted model, not a curated record